Molecule: messenger RNA, 1284 nt
Organism: Pseudophryne corroboree (corroboree frog)
Lineage: Eukaryota; Metazoa; Chordata; Amphibia; Anura; Myobatrachidae
Gene: COMMD9
Product: COMM domain containing 9
Exons: 6
Coding region: 314-910 (198 amino acids)
Source: RefSeq, a predicted model, not a curated record
AGAAACCGUUGUGUGUGAAAGCUCCCCUUCACACACAUGGUUUACUGGCUCCAAAGACGGCCCGGCGGCCGCUCCAAAGACGGCCCGGCGGCCGCCCGGCCGCCGGACCUUCCAGUGGUGAGACCCGGCUGCAACCCGGCAGCCGGGUCGGGGCCGUGCAGUGUGAAGGGACCCUACCCCUCACACUGUUAACUACAAUGCCGGCACGGGAAAAACCGUGUAGUGUGUUUCAGCCCAAAGACUACACCUCCCAGCACGCACUGCGGCCGGAGCAUGUGACUGCACUGCUCGGGUCACAUGACAGCAGGGAAAGAUGGCUGCGCUGCAGGAGAGGGACUUUGCCAGUCUGCAGCUCCUGCUGAAGGCUUCAUCAAAGGACGUGGUGCAAAAACUUUGUAAAGACGCCUUUCCGAGAUCAGCCAUUGACUCAGUACAGCUGAUUGACAGUGUGUCGUCCAACCUUUCCGUCACUCCGGAGGAAGCCGCUCAGGUGGUACACGGUCUACACGCACUGACCCGCCAUGUGGUGUACAGAGGCCUCAUGACCGCAGAGCAAAUCCUCUCCGUCUUCCCAGAGGGCUUCCAUCAGAACCUGAAAAAUCUCCUGACCAAAAUAAUCCUGGAGAAUGUAUCCACGUGGAGAAGUGACGCCCAGAACUCCAGCAUCUCCUUACCACGCCUGGUAGAUCUGGACUGGAGAGUGGACAUCAAGACCUCGUCAGACUCUGUCACUAGCAUGGCGGUGCCCACGUGCCUGCUGCAGAUGAGAAUCCAGGAGGAUCCUGAUCUGUGUAGACUGAACCCAACGAUGUCCACCCUGAACAUGGAACUUGGCAAAGAAACCUUGGACACUAUGCUGGACGGACUGGGCCGGAUCAGAGACCAGCUCUCUGCAGUUGCUAACAAGUAAUCGUCGGUUAGUCCAAGUGCGCUCGGGGCGAUGAGAGACCAUAGAUCACUGUCCUGAGUCACAUGAAGGAGGUCUGACCAGCAGUAUUUGGGAACCCGCUUGUACCUGUGGCUGGCACACAGUGGGGGCAGCCAUGGUAUCAGCUGAAGCAGUAUUGAUACUGUCACCAGGGUGUGCCUCGUGCCUCAGCGACACCAUUUGUUCCUUUACUCUUUGUCUUGGACUUUGCAGCUUCAUUCGUUUUGUACUAUUUUGUUUCAAUUGCAAUAUGGCAAAAACAUUUCUGUAACGUCCGAACACUGACCUGUGUAAUUAAUGCAUUGUUGUUUUUUGGAACAUUUUUGCAAAUAUAUUCAAAGCAUUGUGCAAGAGAA